Messenger RNA from Botrytis porri, 3332 nucleotides. RefSeq lists its product as uncharacterized. The coding region runs from base 575 to 3166 and encodes 863 amino acids. The transcript is spliced from 5 exons. Gene Ontology annotation, biological process: intracellular signal transduction; phosphatidic acid biosynthetic process; cell motility. NCBI's taxonomy places the organism in Eukaryota, Fungi, Ascomycota, Leotiomycetes, Helotiales, Sclerotiniaceae. Gene Ontology annotation, molecular function: D-type glycerophospholipase activity. The record is from RefSeq and is a predicted model, not a curated record.
CUGCCUCUUGAUAAAUUGUAAGGGGAGCUUGGGAAAUUUCAUCCAACGAUUCUUCCGCUGAGCUGUCAUGCAGUAGCUAAGAAUAUACUUUCCCUGGGUAAUGUUCCACUCGAACCAAUCAGACGGAAAAGCCAAAAGGCUUCUUGAGCCCUAUAUCAUGCCUUGCCAAUGAAUGCACAGUUAUGGACAUAUCCCAGGUGCAGGGUCUACACCGUAACGUCUCACAUCAGCCGAAAGUUUACAUAUGAAACAGAAAGAGUUUUGAUCAAAACACAGAUACUCUCCACUGAGUCUCUCGGCUUUCUUAACAGAGAUAUAACACAUAACUCCACAAUUUGAUGGACAUCAAGGAAGACACAUUACGAUUGAAUUCAUUCACAGCAUUGCCGCCGAUAUUAACGGUGAACAUUCACCAAUUCCAUGAGUUACAGCCUCAGAGCUACCCCACCAAAAUCACUCCACCCGCCCCAAACCACCCCACUAUAGCUACGAAUACUCUCGUAUCUAGAUACAUAAACAAAGCUCUCCCGCGGAGAUCUUUCAACUCAUCAUUUACUCCCAGAUAUCUCUCAAUAUGUCUCAUUUUUUCCAUGAUGCCAAAGCAGCCAUCGGCGACUUUGUACAUGAAGUCGAGUCGGAGGUGUCCAAGGUUGCAGGAAUCACAGACGGCGAGAAACACAGCCACACUCAUAUCGGAGAGGCAUGCCAUGCACUUCAUGUAAAUGGAAACGAGAACAGAUUUGGCAGUUUCGCUCCUCCAAGAACCGGUCAUGACAUUAAAUGGCAUAUCGACGGGUGUGCAUAUAUGUGGGCUGUAUCUGUCGCCUUGGAAGAGGCACAGGAAAGUAUCUGGAUUCUGGAUUGGUGGCUUACCCCUGAGCUUUAUUUGAGGAGACCCCCAUCGGCAAACGAGGAAUACAGAAUCGACCGCAUGCUUUUGGCUGCUGCUGAGAGAGGUGUCAAAGUGAACAUCAUCAUUUACAAAGAGGUUACUGAAGUCUUGACAUUAUGCUCUGAGCACACCAAGAAAGCUCUAGAGGUUCAUCCUAACAUUUCUGUAUUCCGACAUCCGGAUCAUGUUCCAAGUGGCAUUCACGUCGAAUCGGAACUUAUUACAGACUUGAAGAAUUUCAGUUUGAGAGACUUUGAUCUUGCGCAGCUUCCUAAAGAGGGCAUUGAAGCUUUAUAUGGAGCCCGAAAUGAUGUUGUUCUUUACUGGGCACAUCACGAAAAGCUUUGUCUAGUUGAUAGUAAAGUAGCUUUUAUGGGUGGUCUGGACUUGUGUUUUGGUAGAUGGGAUGUAAAUCAGCAUCCAAUUUCUGAUGCACACCCAAGUGACCUAGACAACAUUGUUUUCCCAGGUCAAGAUUUCAAUAAUGCAAGAGUGUAUGACUUUCAAGAUGUUGCAAAUUGGCAAGAGAAUAAGCUUGAUCGUACUAAGUACUCUAGAAUGGGAUGGUCGGAUCUAUCAAUGUCUUUAACAGGACCAGUUGUCGAGGACCUUCGAGCUCAUUUUGUCCAAAGAUGGAAUUUCAUUUUUCGAGAGAAAUACGACACUCAAGAUACAAGAUACACAGCAUUGUCCUUGAUUCCUAAUAAUAUCCCUGAUGGAUACUAUAACGAAGAUGGUACAAAUGUUGGUUCAUCUACCGAGGGUGCAAUUUCCAAUACAUUCCGUCGAGCAGGUACAUUCUUGGGUGGCUCAAGAGGAAAUUCAGGGUAUGGAGAGGAUCAAAAUGGCGUUUCUAUUCAACUCGUAAGAAGUUGUACUGAGUGGAGCAAUGGUGUAGCCACUGAGCACUCGAUUGCCAAUGCCUACAUUGAAGUUAUUCAACGAAGUCAACAUUUCAUCUACAUUGAAAACCAGUUCUUCAUCACCGCCUGUUCCGAUGAGCAAGAUCCCGUUGAAAACAAAAUCGGAGCGGCGAUCGCAGACAGAAUCAUUCGUGCUUAUCAAAAUGGUGAACAAUACAAAGUUAUUGUUUGUAUGCCAGCAGUUCCAGCUUUCGCAGGCGAUCUCCAUGCGGAUGAUGCUUUGGGAACUCGUGCAAUUAUGGAGUAUCAAUAUAAUUCAAUCUGUCGUGGUGGUAACUCAAUUAUGGAAACUGUUGCUAAAGCCGGAGUACCCGAUCCAAAGGAUUACAUCCGAUUCUACAAUUUGAGAAACUAUGAUAGACUUAACAACAACGGCACGAUGACUCAAACCGAGGAAGAAAGUGGUGUCAGCUAUGAAAGUGCUAGAAAAGAGCACGAUGAUAUCGUUGGUGCUGGAUAUGGCGGUUACGGUGAAGAAACUGGUGCUCGUUGGGGCCAAGAGAAUUACGAGUAUGAACAGUACCAGAGAGCCGCCCCUCGUUCCCAAGAGCACGACACAGUAGCAGCAUGCUAUUUGGAAGAUGGUCCAUCUAUCACAUCUAUUCCUUGGAAUGGUACCCCCGAAGCCGAGCUCGAUGCUUUUGUCAGCGAGGAACUUUACAUUCAUACCAAACUUCUCAUCGCCGAUGAUCGCGUUGUAAUUUGUGGUUCAGCUAAUCUCAACGAUCGCUCUCAACUCGGUACCCACGAUUCAGAAAUUGCAAUCGUAAUCGAAGACACAGAAACCGUUGAUUCAUACAUGAACGGUCGCGAGUUCCAAGCCGCCAAAUACGCCACCUCUCUCCGUAGACAACUCUUCCGAAAGCACCUCGGCAUGAUCGCACCACAAGAUUGGACCAGACCAGAUGCAAAUUAUAUGCCCAUCAACAAAGAUCCCAAUGAUUACGAUUGGGGCUCUGACUAUGAUAUCGCUGUCCAGGAUGUGUUUUCUCCCGAAUUCACAAAUCUGUGGAAUGGUCGUGCGAGAACUAACACAGAAGUUUAUUCGAAGGUUUUCCAUGCUAUUCCGGCGGACAAUGUGAGGAACUGGGAUGAUUAUCAUGAGUUUUAUGAACAAUAUUUUGUAUCACCUAGUGAUAAGGAUACUAAGGAAGAAGAUAAAGAGCCUGCGAAAUAUCUUUAUGGACAUGUUGUAAAGGAAGAAUUUCCAGGGGGUGUGGAGGAAGUUAAAGAAGAGUUGAGCAGGGUUAAGGGUAUGCUUGUUGAGAUGCCCCUAUUGUUUAUGGAUGGGGUCGAUUUCGCAAAGGAGGGGUUGAGUUUCAAUGCUUUGACCGAGACGAUUUAUACUUAAAGGAACGUUUGGAUAGAUAUCGGGAUUGGUAGCUCGAGUCCUACUUGGGUUGAUCAUCGACAAUGGUUUUGAAAGCUUUUGAAUCUUUCUAAAGAUAAGUUUUGUCUUGGAUAUUAGAAUUAGGUACAACAAUUAGAGAAGCCUGCUUAGUUACUAGCUACAUAGA